Messenger RNA from Parnassius apollo (apollo), 8880 nucleotides. The record is from the annotation of a GenBank genome assembly. NCBI's taxonomy places the organism in Eukaryota, Metazoa, Arthropoda, Insecta, Lepidoptera, Papilionidae.
AUGGAACUGAUAUUUCUGCUCCUGGCACUAAUUCCUCAAGCCCUGGGUAACAUAUGCACGGGUCUACAUGCUGCUGUCCUGCCACAUCCCAAGUUUUGUAAGAAAUUUAUAAUAUGUGAAGAGGAGCAGCCGACAGAAAUAACAUGUCCUGGGGAUCUGUACUUCGACGUUAUUAUCAUGAGUUGCAUUCUACAUCCUUUGGCAAUCUGUAGCCCAACAUUACCAGCGCCGUUGCCAUUUCUGUCGGAAAAACCAUCGACCCUAACUAUCUCUACAAAACAACAAAAUUUACUGCCUACUACUACAUUGAAAACUAAGCCGCCAAUACCAACAUCUGGAAGUCCGAACAUAACGAAAGAAACGCUUCCGCCAUUGCCUCAAACCCCUACCUCUAAGAGUCCAUCUUCUAAUACUAUACCCUCAAUAACUCCCCCGAAUUAUAAAGGAAUUACAGAUCGAAGCACACACACCCCUUUCAUUUCAACUACACAAGAACAAUCGCAAUCGACUACUCAAUUCAGUUCACCGCCUACAAUAACGUCUUUAGGUCCCGAAAUUGCAUCCACUUCGACAGAAUCUUCUUCUUCUCCUACAGCAACUACUACACGAAUCAUAGAUCCAAGCAGACAUACCCCUAGCACCUCAACUACAAAAGAACAAUAUCAAUCAACCACACAAUUCAAUUCAACGCCUACAAUUACGUCUCUUGGUUCCAAAACUGCAUCCACUUUGACAGAUUCUACUUUUUCCUCGACAACUAAUACUAGACAAAUUACAGAUCCAAGCACAUACACCUCUAACACCUCAACUACAAAAGAACAAUCACAAUCAACAACAAAAUUCGUUUCAACACCCGCAAUAACGUCUCUAGGUUCCAAAACUACAUCCAAUUUGACAGAAUCUACUCCUUCCUUGACAAUAACUACUACACAAAUUACAGAUACAAGCACACACUCUCAUAUCGCCUUAACUACAAAAGAACAAUCACAAUCAAAUACACAAUUCAGUUCAACGCCCGCAAUAACAUAUCUGGGUACUGUAGCUGCAUCCACUUUCACAGAACCUACUUCUUCCUUGACAGCAACUACUACACGAAUUGCACAUCCAAGCAAAAACACCGCUCGCACCUCAACUACAAAAGAACGAUCACAAUCAAUUACAAAUUUCAGUUCAACGCCUGCAAUAACGUCUCUAGGUACCAAAACUACUUCGACAGUAACUACUACACGAAUUACAGAUCCAAGCUCACACACCCCUAUCACUUUAACUACGAAGGAACAAUCGCAAUCAACUAAACAAUUCAGUCGAACGCCUACAAUAACAUCUCUAGGUCCCAAAAGUGCAUACACUUUGACAGAAUCUACUUCUCCCUCGACAGUCACUACAACACAAAUUACAGAUCAAAGCACACACACCCCUAAAACCUCAACUAUAAAAGAACAAUCACAAUUAACAACACAAUUCAGUUCUACGUCUGCAAUAACGUCUCUUGGUCCUAAAACUACAUCUACUUCGACAGAAUCUACUUCUCCCUCGACAAAAACUACUACACGAAUUACAGAUCCAAGCACACACUCCCCUAGUGCCUCAAUUACAAAAGAACAAUCGCAAUCAACGACACAACUCCGUCCAACGCUUACAAUAAAAUCUCUUGGUCUCAAAACUACAUCUGCUUCGACAGAAUCUACCUCUCCCUCGACAGUUACUGUUACACGAAUUACAGAUCCAAGCACACAAAACCCUAGCACCUCAACUACAAAAGAACAAUCGCAAUCAACUACACAAUUCAGUCGAACACCUACAAUAACGUCUCUAGGUCCUGAAAUUACAUCUCCUUUGACAGUAUCUACUUCUCCCUCGACAGUAGCUACUACACGAGUUACAGAUCCGAGCACACACACCCCUAGCACCUCAACUACAAAAGAACAAUCGCAAUCAACUACACAAUUCAGCCGAACGCCUAUAAUAACGUUUCUAGGUCCCGAAAUUACAUCUCCUUUGACAGAAUCUACUUCUCCCUCGGCAGUAGCUACUACACGAGUUACAGAUCCAGCCACACAAAACCCUAGCACAUCAACUACAAAAGAACAAUCGCAAUCAACUACACAACUCAGUCGAACGCCUACAAUAAUGUCUCUAGGGCUUAAAACUGCAUCCACUUUGACAGAAUCUACUUCUUCAUCGACAGUAUUUACUACACGAAUUACAGAUCCUAGCUCACACACCCUUAACGCUUCAACUACAAAAGAACUAUCGCAAUCAACAACACCAUUCAGUUCAACGCCUGCAAUAACGUCUCUUGGUCCCAAAACUACAUCUUUUUCGACAGAAUCCACUACUUCCGCGAAAGUAACUACUAAAGGGACUACACAUCCAAGCACAUACACCCUUAGCGCCGCAACCACAAAAGAACAAUCACAAUUAACAACACAAUUCAGUUCAACGUCUGCUAUAAUGUCUCUUGGUCCCAAAACUACAUCAACUUCGACAGAAUCUACUUCUUCCUCGACAGAAACUACUACACGAAUUACAGAUCCCAGCGCACGAACCCUUAGCGCCUCAACCAUAAAAGAACAAUCACAAUUAACAACACAAUUCAGUUCAAAACCUGCAAUAAUGUCUCUAGGUCCCAAAACUACAUCUACUACGCAAGAAUCUUCUUAUCUCCCGUCAUUUUCUACUACACGAAUUGCAGAUCCAAGCACACAUAUCCCUAGCACCUCAACUACAAAAGAACAAUUGCAAUCAACUACACAAUUCAGUACAACGCCCACAGUAACGUCUCUAGGUCCCAAAACUGCAUCCAUUUUGAUAGAAUCUACUUCUUCUACGUCAGUAACUACUACACGAGUUACAGAUCCAAGCGCACCAACCCUUAGAUCCUCAACUACAAAAGAACAAUCACAAUUAACAACACAAUUCAGUACAUCGCCUACAAUAACGUCUGUAGGUCUUGAAACUGCACCCACUUUGACAGAAUCUACUUCUCCCUCGACAGUGACUACUACGCGAAUUACAGAUACAAGCACUCCUAAAACCUCAACUAUAAAAGAACAAUCACAAUCAACUACACUAUUCAGUUCAACGCCUACAAUAUCGUCUCUAGGUCUCAAAACUACAUCUACAUCGACAGAAUCCACUUCUCCCUCGACAGUAACAACUACACGAAUUACAGAUCCAAUUACACAUUCCCCUAGCAUUUCAACGGCAAAAGAACAAUCACAAUCAAGUACACAAUUCAGUUCAACGCCUACAACAACGUCUCUAGGUCCCAAAACUACAUCUUCGACAGAAUCCACACCUCCUGUGAAAGUAGAUACUACUCGAAUUACAGAUCCAAGCACACACACACCUAGAGCCUCAACUACAAAAGAACAAUCGCAAUCAACUACAGAACUCAGUCCAACGCCUACAAUAACGUCUGUAGGUCUUAAAACUGCAUCCACUUUGACAGAAUCUACUUCUCCCUCGACUGUCACUACUACGCGAAUUACAGAUCCAAGCACACACACUCCUAAAAUCUCAACUAUAAAAGAACAAUCACAAUCAACUACACAAUUCAGUUCAACGUCUGCAAUAACGUCUCUAGGUCCCAAAACUACAUCUACAUCGACAGAAUCUACUUCUCCCUCGACAGUUACUACUAUACGAAUUACAGAUCCAAGCACACAUUCCCCUAGCGCCUCAACGGCAAAAAAACAAUCGCAAUCAAGUACACAAUUCAGUUCAACGUCUACAAUAACUUCUGUAGGUCCCAAAACUGCAUCCGAUUUGACAGAAUCUACUUCUACCUCGACAGUCACUACUACACGAAUUACAGAUCGAAGCACACUCACCGCUAGCACCUCAACUACAAAAGAACAAUCGCAAUCAACUACAGAACUCAGUCCAACGCCUACAAUAACGUCUGUAGGUCUUGAAACUGCAUCCACUUUGACAGAAUCUACUUCUCCCUCGACAGUCACUACUAAGCGAAUUACAGAUCCAAGUACACAGACUCCUAAAACCUCAACUAUAAAAGAACAAUCACAAUCAACUACACUAUUCGGUUCAACGCCUAAAAUAACGUCUCUAGGUCCCAAAACUACAUCUACUUUGACAAAAUUUACUUCUCCCUCGACAGUUACUUCUACACGAAUUACAGAUCCAAGCACACAUUCCCCUAGCGCUUCAACGGCAAACGAACAAUCACAAUCAAGUACACAAUUCAGUUCAACGCCUACAAUAACUUCUCUCGGUCCCAAAACUACAUCUACUUCGACAGAAUCCACAACUUCUGCGAAAGUAACUACUACACAAAUUACAGAUUCAAGCACACACACCCCUAGCACCUUAACUACAAAACAACAAUCGCAAUCAACUACACAACUCAGUCCAAUGCCUACAAUAACGUCUGUAGGUCUUGAAACUGCAUCCACUUUGACAGAAUCUACUUCUCCCUCGACAGUCAUUACUACGCGAAUAACAGAUCCAAGCACACACACUCCUAAAACCUCAACUAUAAAAGAACAAUCACAAUCAACUACACAAUUCAGUUUAACGUCCGCAAUAACGUCUCUAGGUCCCAAAACUACAUCUACAUUGACAGAAUCUACUUCUCUCUCGACAGUAACAACUACACGAAUUACAGAUCCAAGCACACAUUCCCCUAGCACCUCAACUACAAAAGAACAAUCGCAAUCAACUACAGAACUCAGUCCAACGCCUACAAUAACGUCUGUAGGUCUUGAAACUGCAUCCACUUUGACAGAAUCUACUUCUCCCUCGACAGUUACUUCUACACGAAUUACAGAUCCAAGCACAUAUUCCCCUAGCGCUUCAACGGCAAAAGAACAAUCACAAUCAAGUACACAAUUCAGUUCAACGCCUACAAUAACUUCUCUAGGUCCCAAAACUACAUCUACUUCGACAGAAUCCACAACUUCUGCGAAAGUAACUACUACACGAAUUAAAGAUUCAAGCACAUACACUCCUAGCACCUCAACUACAAAAGAACAAUCGCAAUCAACUACACAACUCAGUCCAAAGCCUACAAUAACGUCUGUAGGUCUUGAAACUGCAUCCACUUUGACAGAAUCUACUUCUCCCUCGACAUUCAUUACUACGCGAAUUACAGAUCCAAGCACACACACUCCUAAAACCUCAACUACAAAAGAACAAUCACAAUCAACUACACAAUUCAGUUCAACGUCCGCAAUAACGUCUCUAGGUCCCAAAACUACAUCUACUUCGACAGAAUCCACAACUUCUGCGAAAGUAACUACUACACGAAUAACAGAUCCAAGCACACACACUCCUAAAACCUCAACUAUAAAAGAACAAUCACAAUCAACUACACAAUUCAGUUUAACGUCCGCAAUAACGUCUCUAGGUCCCAAAACUACAUCUACAUUGACAGAAUCUACUUCUCCCUCGACAGUAACAACUACACGAAUUACAGAUCCAAGCACACAUUCCCCUAGCACCUCAACUACAAAAGAACAAUCGCAAUCAACUACAGAAUUCAGUCCAAUGCCUACAAUAACGUCUGUUGGUCUUGAAACUGCAUCCACUUUGACAGAAUCUACUUCUCCCUCGACAGUCACUACUACGCGAAUUACAGAUUCAAGCACACAGACUCCUAAAACUUCAACUAUAAAAGAACAAUCACAAUCAACUACACUAUUCAGUUCAACGUCUGCAAUAACGUCUCUAGGUCCCAAAACUACAUCUACAUUGACAGAAUCUACUUCUCCCUCGACAGUAACAACUACACGAAUUACAGAUCCAAGCACACAUUCGCCUAGCACCUCAACUACAAAAGAACAAUCGCAAUCAACUACAGAACUCAGCCCAACGCCUACAAUAACGUCUGUAGGUCUUGAAACUGCAUCCACUUUGACAGAAUCUACUUCUCCCUCGACAGUUACUUCUACACGAAUUACAGAUCCAAGCACAUAUUCCCCUAGCGCUUCAACGGCAAAAGAACAAUCACAAUCAAGUACACAAUUCAGUUCAACGCCUACAAUAACUUCUCUAGGUCCCAAAACUACAUCUACUUCGACAGAAUCCACAACUUCUGCGAAAGUAACUACUACACGAAUUAAAGAUUCAAGCACACACACUCCUAGCACCUCAACUACAAAAGAACAAUCGCAAUCAACUACACAACUCAGUCCAAAGCCUACAAUAACGUCUGUAGGUCUUGAAACUGCAUCCACUUUGACAGAAUCUACUUCUCCCUCGACAGUUACUUCUACACGAAUUACAGAUCCAAGCACAUAUUCCCCUAGCGCUUCAACGGCAAAAGAACAAUCACAAUCAAGUACACAAUUCAGUUCAACGCCUACAAUAACUUCUCUAGGUCCCAAAACUACAUCUACUUCGACAGAAUCCACAUCUUCUGCGAAAGUAACUACUACGCGAAUUACAGAUCCAAGCACACACACUCCUAAAACCUCAACUACAAAAGAACAAUCACAAUCAACUACACAAUUCAGUUCAACGUCCGCAAUAACGUCUCUAGGUCCCAAAACUACAUCUACAUUGACAGAAUCUACUUCUCCCUCGACAGUAACAACUACACGAAUUACAGAUCCAAGCACACAUUCGCCUAGCACCUCAACUACAAAAGAACAAUCGCAAUCAACUACAGAACUCAGUCCAACACCUACAAUAACGUCUGUAGGUCUUGAAACUGCAUCCACUUUGACAGAAUCUACUUCUCCCUCGACAGUUACUUCUACACGAAUUACAGAUCCAAGCACAUAUUCCCCUAGCGCUUCAACGGCAAAAGAACAAUCACAAUCAAGUACACAAUUCAGUUCAACGCCUACAAUAACUUCUCUAGGUCCCAAAACUACAUCUACUUCGACAGAAUCCACAACUUCUGCGAAAGUAACUACUACACGAAUUAAAGAUUCAGGCACACACACUCCUAGCACCUCAACUACAAAAGAACAAUCGCAAUCAACUACACAACUCAGUCCAAAGCCUACAAUAACGUCUGUGGGUCUUGAAACUGCAUCCACUUUGACAGAAUCUACUUCUCCCUCGACAUUAUAUACUACUCGAAUUACAGAUCCAAGCACACACACUCCUAAAACCUCAACUACAAAAGAACAAUCACAAUCAACUACACAAUUCAGUUCGACGUCCGUAAUAACGUCUCUGGGUCCCAAAACUACAUCUACAUUGACAGAAUCUACUUCUCCCUCGACAGUAACAACUACACGAAUUACAGAUCCAAGCACACAUUCGCCUAGCACCUCAACUACAAAAGAACAAUCGCAAUCAACUACAGAACUCAGUCCAACACCUACAAUAACGUCUGUAGGUCUUGAAACUGCAUCCACUUUGACAGAAUCUACUUCUCCCUCGACAGUUACUUCUACAAGAAUUACAGAUCCAAGCACAUAUUCCCCUAGCGCUUCAACGGCAAAAGAACAAUCACAAUCAAGUACAGAAUUCAGUUCAACGCCUACAAUGACUUCUCUAGGUCCCAAAACUACAUCUACUUCGACAGAAUCCACAACGUCUGCGAAAGUAACUACUACACGAAUUACAGAUCCAAGCACACACACCCCUAGCACCUCAACUACAAAAGAACAAUCGCAAUCAACUACACAACUCAGUCCAACGCCUACAAUAACGUCUGUAGGUCGUGAAACUGCAUCCACGUUGACAGAAUCUACUUCUCCCUCGACAGUCAUUACUACGCGAAUUACGGAUCCAUGCACACACACUCCUAAAACCUCAACUACAAAAGAACAAUCGCAAUCAACUACAGAACUCAGUCCAACGCCUAUAAUAACGUCUGUAGGUCUUGAAACUGCAUCCACUUUGACAGAAUCUACUUCUCCCUCGAUAGUCACUACUACACGAAUUACAGAUCCAAGCACACAUUUCCCUAGCACCUCAAUAGCAAAAGAACAAUCACAAUCAAGUACACUAUUCAGUUCAACGCCUACAACAACGUCUCUAGGUCCCAAAACUGCAUCCUCUUUGAGUUCAACAGUUUCGCUUGGAUCAAGUUUAUUACCUUCUACAACAACAAUUAGAACGACAUCACUGUCCUCAACUACACAACCAUCUUCAUCCUUGCCUCCGAUUUCCACUACAUCCAUUUUUACUACAAACGAAACAAGGAGUACGUUAACAGAAAUGACAACAAUAGUUAAUGAAAAUUUACCUGAAGCAAAGCCUCUCCCACCGCUUACAACUACUGAAGCACAGCCAUCGCCUUUGCCACCUCUUUUACCUGUUAGUUUGUCGACUUCACCGUUAUAUACCACUGACACUGUUUCUACCACUUCUCCAUCAUGUGAUCCUUAUAGAUAUUACACACUGCCCAAUUCCGUUGAUACCAGAACUUUCUUUUAUUGCGUAUACGGAACUAGAUACCUGUACACGUGUCCAUAUAAUUAUAAAUUCAAUCCUGUUAAGCACAUUUGCACACGUCCAGUGGACUGCGAAUGCGAUCAUACAAAUGCUUCUAUGAAAACUUAUGGAGGUCGUAAACCGGCCGUAAUCAUUUAUAAGACCGCAACAGCCAAAAAGAUGCAGAUAAAUUUUGUUUUCCUUGUCGCUUUCUCAUUUAUCUACGUAUCGGCAUCAAGCGUUCUUGGUGAAAUGGUUGUCAACAAUAUUUCAGUUACCAAAACACUGAAAUCAGCUCUUGUAAAUGAAAUCACUAACAAAGCAAAAAGAAAAGCUUUUAAUUCUCCUGACUCUGCUUUCAAAAUGCCAGAUAUAGAAGAAAAAUUAAACCAAACUUGUCAGAUAAUGUUGUUUCAGCGAGGUGAUAUAUCUAGAAAAAAGGAACCAGAACAAGAUUUUAAGACAAAGAAAAUAGACAAAAUUAUAGAUCUACAUGAGCAUUUCAAUCUAAAGAAGUGCUAG